Messenger RNA from Aegilops tauschii subsp. strangulata, 1899 nucleotides. RefSeq names its product cleavage and polyadenylation specificity factor subunit 3-II. Gene Ontology annotation, cellular component: nucleus. Gene Ontology annotation, molecular function: RNA endonuclease activity. The record is from RefSeq and is a predicted model, not a curated record. Gene Ontology annotation, biological process: snRNA processing. Lineage: Eukaryota; Viridiplantae; Streptophyta; Magnoliopsida; Poales; Poaceae.
CCCCCCCCCCCCGCCCCCCCCCCCCCCCCCCCCCCCCCCCCCCCCAAAGGCACGGCGCCGCCUCCCCGCUGAACGCCGUGAGCUCUCUGCGGCCAUCCAGACAUGACCAUCGAUUGCCUCGUGCUAGGGGCGGGGCAGGAGGUGGGGAAGAGCUGCGUGGUGGUGACCAUCGGCGGGAAGCGUGUCAUGUUCGACUGCGGCAUGCACAUGGGCCACCACGACCAUCAACGCUACCCGGACUUCGCACGCAUCCUUGCCGCCACCCCCGGCGCCGACUUCACCUCUGCCAUCUCUUGUGUGGUCAUCACGCACUUCCAUUUGGAUCAUAUUGGGGCGCUGCCGUAUUUCACCGAGGUCUGUGGGUACCACGGUCCGAUUUACAUGACGUACCCUACAAAGGCUUUAGCUCCAUUGAUGCUGGAAGAUUAUAGGAAAGUAAUGGUAGAUCACAGGGGAGAGGAGGAACAGUAUAGCUAUGAAGACAUUCAGAACUGUAUGAAGAAAGUCAUACCCUUGGACUUGAAGCAAACCAUUCAAGUAGAUAGAGAACUUGUGAUCCGUGCCUAUUAUGCUGGACAUGUUUUGGGAGCUGCAAUGAUUUAUGCAAAAGUUGGAGAUGCUGCUUUGGUCUACACCGGGGAUUACAAUAUGACACCAGACAGACAUCUCGGAGCAGCGCAAAUUGAUCAUCUGAAGUUGGAUCUCUUAAUAACGGAGUCUACAUACGCUAAAACUGUACGCGACUCAAAGCAUGCCCGUGAGAGAGAGUUCUUAAAAGCGGUCCACAAAUGUGUUUCUGGAGGAGGUAAAGUUCUGAUUCCAGCAUUUGCUUUGGGCAGAGCUCAGGAGCUAUGCAUAUUACUGGAUGACUAUUGGGAAAGGAUGAACUUGAAGAUUCCUAUUUAUUUCUCAGCUGGUUUAACCAUUCAAGCUAACAUGUACUACAAGAUGCUUAUUGGAUGGACUAGCCAGAAGAUCAAGGACAGCUACACAGUUCACAACCCAUUCGACUUUAAGCAUGUUUGCGACUUCCAGCGUUCAUUCAUUAAUGAUCCUGGACCCUGUGUACUUUUUGCGACACCUGGUAUGAUUAGCGGUGGAUUUUCCCUUGAGGUGUUCAAAAGAUGGGCUCCAUCAGAAAAAAAUCUGGUUACACUUCCAGGAUAUUGUGUUGCCGGAACCAUUGGCCAUAAAUUGAUGUCUGGAAAACCAACCAGAAUCGAUUUAGACAAGGAAACACAUAUUGAUGUCAGAUGUCAGAUUCAUCAGCUGUCAUUCAGUCCUCACACAGACUCCAAAGGGAUCAUGGAUCUCACAGAAUUUCUUUCACCCAGCCAUGUGAUUCUUGUUCAUGGCGAAAAGCCUCAGAUGUCCUUUUUGAAGGAGAGGAUUGAAUCUGAACUGGGGAUGCCAUGCUAUUACCCAGCUAACAACGAGACUGUCUCCAUUCCGACGACCAAGAAUCUGAAAAUAAGCGCCACGGACAAGUUUAUCGCAAGCUGUAGCACUUCUCAGGCUAGAGAUAGUACACAGAAGUCGAAUCUGAUUUGUGGUAACCACCUGUCAGGAGCCAACGGCGACGAGAAGCUAGCGGAGGGCAUUCUUCUGAUGGAGAAGAGCAAGGACGCGAAAAUUUUGUGCGAGGAUGAGCUUCUUCAGUUGCUGGGCGCAGAAGGACAUUCACUCCAAUUUGAACCACUGCUUCACUCCAGGAUUGGAGAGGCAGAAACCGACAUUGUAGAUGAUUUAGCCAGUGAGUGAAAUGACUGGAUACUGUUUUAGCUUUAGUGGAUGAUCUGAAGAUAGAAUUAGUGUUUGCUUGCACCUCAUGUUGGCUUUGAACCUCAAGUGCCAAUCGAACAUGCUGCAAAAUUUAACAGUUCGAUGGUUUUAUAAGGA